ACAGCAGCGCCAAGCAUGAUGGCAGGCCGGGCAGGGAAGCGCAAGGCCAUGGUCGACGACUCGGACUCGGACGACCCGCGUAUCAUGGCCCGCGAAGAAUCGGGCAGCGAGGAAGAGGCAGCUCCCGUGGCCGCCAAGUCCUCUUCGGAAUGGGAGGCUAUCGUGAACGCCGAGGUCAACGAGACGCUUCCGGCCGCGCUCCAAAUGUGCGUGUCCAAUGCCAAGAAGCAGCGCCAAGACCUCCUGAAGCGCGUGCUCGAAGGUGCCAAGGCCACGGAGCACCUCGUCGCGACGGUCAAGGACAUUGGCGACGACAACCAGAUCGAGGUCCUCAAGGGCGUCACGACCAACUUUGUGCAGCUCCACGGGCGCAUUAGCGCCUACGAGAAGAAGCUUGAAGGUCUUAGCACGGCGCUGCAGUCGGGACGCGUCCCAUCAACGUACCGCGGGGCGCUGAACGUGUCUUCGUCGCGCGUCUCGGACGCGCAAGUCAUGCAGCACGACUUUUACAAGCGCUUCUGCGGCGCGGCCGGGAUUGAAGAGGAAGGCGAUGAUGACGAUGUGGAUGUGCUCGUCCAAGAGACCGAGGCGGCCAACACCAUCACGUGCCCGAUUACGCUGUUGGAGAUGGUCGAGCCCGUGCGCAACAAGCGCUGUGGCCAUACGUACUCGAAGGCUGGCAUCACGGCCCACCUCAAGCGAAAGAACGCCUGCCCCAUUGGCGGCUGUCGCGAAAAGGUUGGUCUCCACGACCUCGAGCGCGAUGUCGAAAUGGAAGUCCGCAUUGCGAGCAACCGCCGCGCGCAGGCGACGCAGCAGCUCAACAGCACGAACGCGGCCAUCGACAUGGACGACGACGAUGACGACGACGAGAUCCUCGAACACAACGUCGAAUAAGGCUAUUAAUCCAUCCAUUCCCAGC
This is a messenger RNA of Saprolegnia parasitica CBS 223.65, 922 nucleotides long. RefSeq lists its product as hypothetical. Gene Ontology annotation, molecular function: zinc ion binding; SUMO ligase activity. Lineage: Eukaryota; Oomycota; Saprolegniomycetes; Saprolegniales; Saprolegniaceae. The transcript has 5 exons. The record is from RefSeq and is a predicted model, not a curated record. Gene Ontology annotation, biological process: protein sumoylation; double-strand break repair via homologous recombination. Gene Ontology annotation, cellular component: Smc5-Smc6 complex; nucleus. The coding region runs from base 16 to 897 and encodes 293 amino acids.